AUUAUUAGCUUUAGAUUAUCUAAUAAUUUUUCAUUCGUUCUCCCUCUCUCUCUCUCUCUCUCUCUCUCUCUCUCUCUCUCUCUCUCUCUUUCUCCAUAUACGUAUGGAGAACUUAUAAGGAUUUGUCAGCGAAGUUUUCUUGAUUAUAGUUUGAGG
This is a messenger RNA of Brugia malayi, 156 nucleotides long. RefSeq lists its product as uncharacterized. The transcript has a single exon. The annotation marks the transcript as partial. The record is from RefSeq and is a predicted model, not a curated record. NCBI's taxonomy places the organism in Eukaryota, Metazoa, Nematoda, Chromadorea, Rhabditida, Onchocercidae.